Postia placenta MAD-698-R-SB12 is the source of this 2781-nucleotide messenger RNA. RefSeq lists its product as hypothetical. Gene Ontology annotation, biological process: protein phosphorylation. The record is from RefSeq and is a predicted model, not a curated record. The coding region runs from base 1 to 2781 and encodes 926 amino acids. Lineage: Eukaryota; Fungi; Basidiomycota; Agaricomycetes; Polyporales; Adustoporiaceae. Gene Ontology annotation, molecular function: protein kinase activity; ATP binding. The transcript is spliced from 6 exons.
AUGCCGAACGAGAAUCUUACCUCAGAUACUCCGCCUCGCGCCCACCAGACUAUGAGCGCUCCAUACAACUGGGGAAAACUCGAUGAAGCCCGGCAAGCCCUCAUCGACGAAUUCAACAACGUCGUCCCCGAGUUGCCCUUGUCAUUCUUCUUCGAUAAUAUCUUCCCUCAGGUUCCCUCAAGUAUUGACAUCGAUGAUGUCGUCCAGACCCUUCAAGACAAUGAUACAAUUCGGAACGGCCGAUGGAGUGCAUUUCAGAAAGAUCCUAAUCGCAACGGCGAUGAAGAAGACAUGGUAUUCGCGCCUCUUGAAAGCUUGGCUGCGGCGGUAGCAGAAGCCGUCAAGGUAUCGGGAAUACAGCACCGGUUCACGUACCUCUGUAGACCGCGUCGAAAACCGGCAUCAACCACAAAGCUGACACACACGCGCCCUGACGGCUACUUCGUGUUGGAUCAUAAGGGCACAUUACGCUGGUCAGAUAUUGCUCUUUGUGCGGAAUUCAAGAAGGCAGACACCACUGGAGAUAGGGAUGAUGUCAAUGAUUUCUUCACUAUAUUUACGUUUGGUCUCACUAUUGAGAAUAGCAAGACGAGAUUCUGGUACUGCAGUCGGUCGGAGAUGUACGUCAGUGAGCCGUUCAAUUUCAUCGAGGAUCAUAGUAUGAUGGUGCGCUUUAUCCUUGCGUUCGCCUACGCAAAGCCACAGGAUGCCGGGUGGGAUCCAACGGUGAAACGCGUUCCAGGGACCAAAGGCCCUCCUCGCUAUGACAUUAUUGUGCGCGACAAGGAUGGGAAAGAGACCGUAUAUCGGACAACGAGAAUGAUUUCCGACGUCGGAGCCAACCCAAUUCGGAGUCGAGGCACCCGUGUUUGGGAAGCGAGAGAACUAAGGAACGACGAAGAAUAUGGGCCCGCCGUCGUACUCAGGGAUUCGUGGAUAGAUGCCGAUCGCCAGAACGAGGGCGAUAUCCUGGAAACCUUUCGCAGCGCGAAAACUGAGCCGGAUGAUGAAGAACUGAUUGAUCAAGGCCUCCUGUCUGUCGUGUGCCAUGGGGACGUCUUUGUUGACACCCAGCGAGAUCACACUCGGAUAGUGAUGACUAGGGGCGCGGACAUUACAUCGGAUAGCCCUCUUUUCGUCUUGCAGUACACCCCUCCGCCCGAGGUGGAUCCCCGGAACACUUUGUCGCAUACCGGCGUGGGGAAACUAAUCACCCCUCCCGACCGCUAUCCACCAAAUGAAGUGGUCACUUACCAUCCGAAGAUUCAUUAUCGUAUCGUGUUCAAGGAGGUCUGCCGAUCACUGUAUACGGUGACGGAAUUGGGUACACUAUUCAAAGUCCUCAUGCAGAUCACAUGUGUAUUGAAUGCGAUACACAAACUCGGCUGGAUCCACCGCGACAUAAGCCCCGGGAAUAUCUUGAUCUACGAGGUGGAUGGUGAGGUUUAUGCGAAACUUACCGACCUGGAAUACGCGAAGUGUAUGAACCUUGGGAGCCCCGCUCAUGAGGUCAAAACAGGUACUCCACAUUUCAUGGCCAUUGAGGUGGAUCAUAUGCGGUACUUGUUCAACCCCCUAAUUUCUGAGAGCGAUAAAGAUGAUUCCGAGGAAGAAUCUUCCAUUCCUCCACUCGCACUCUUCAAACAAGGCCGCAAAAAAAAUCCGCCGGAUGCUGAGGUCAAUCUCAACACGACUAAAUCAAUGGCACCAGUCAACAGCAUAUUUCUAUACAACCCCCUUCAUGAUCUCGAGUCCGUUUGGUGGACAGCAGUCUACUUCCUGUUUAACAGGGACGUCGUUCGCGUUGCCGGGGAGGUUGCCACGCCUGAUAAGGAGAAGGAGAAGGGUCGGCGCAAUUACGCGUACGCCAUAUUCCACAAGCACAAGGAACGAGAUGACGUCUUGAAAAUGCCCAACGUAUAUGCUGAGGCAGUCAAGAGUCUUCAUGUUUCCUUGUCGGACAUCGUGGAUCAGCUCGAAAUUGCGAGGAAGAGUCUUGUUGCGCGGUACCAAGAUGUCGAGAAGGAAAUCCCUAUGAUCGUAUCGAAAGAAGCUGCGAGGAAUCUUCAUCGAAAAUUUCAAAAAAUUCUUAAUGUUAUUGGAGACCUUGCCUUUCAAGCAGAUAUUGUGAUCCGCCAGUCGGCGCAAGACGUGGCAGAGGCUAAACAGAUCUAUGGACACAACAGCACGCAUACUCAAGAUGACACAAUUUUGAUUCUGUCUGCGCAGGCCGAAGAUGACGAUACCUUGCAAGACAAAGAUCUGCUCCUCCCGAUUCAGGAAGAAGACGCUUGCCUCGAAGCUGUUCCGGAAGCACCCAGCCCCACGCCGGUCGCCGCAAAACCCGCGAUGAGGCUAAUAUCACGGCGAACGGCGAGAUCACCGUCUGCCAUUAAUUCGAGGUCAACCAGCGUUAUGUUGUCAUCUAGAGCCACUAGGUCGACUCAACCUGGGACGUCUACAAGCCGGGUUCUCACAACUAAAGCCGCAGAUGCGAGGUGCUCGGGCAACAUCUGUGCCGGCGCCCAGACUAGCCCCGAGACCUACGAGACCGCCUCGUACAACUUCGCCACAACCCAAGAGAUCGGCGGGGACAGCUUCACUGCCAUCUUACGCCCUGCGUUCCACCGUCGUAGCGCCGUCGUCCGCGAAUAUGGCUACGAGAACACCACCUGCCAUAACUACGCGAGAAACCAGGACAACCUCUGUACCCACAAUGCAAAAGACCAAACCGACUAUGAUCACGACAUCAACGCCCACGGGAGGGACAGUAGUGACUAG